Molecule: messenger RNA, 1443 nt
Organism: Alternaria triticimaculans
Lineage: Eukaryota; Fungi; Ascomycota; Dothideomycetes; Pleosporales; Pleosporaceae
Exons: 1
Coding region: 1-1443 (480 amino acids)
Source: RefSeq, a predicted model, not a curated record
AUGCUCGAUGAUGCUUCCGUGCCUACCCGCCGUCGUCGUAGCUUCCGUCCGCUUGAGCUAUCCAUCUACCUUCCUGACGGUUGUGGACAUCUAUCUCCACUGCCUGACUUCGACGGUGAGGAUGCCUGGGCUAGCCUACCGUCGCAGCUGGAGCGUCCUGCUGAAGCCCAUGUCCGCGUAAGAGACUCACGUACAAGUUCUGUAUCUUCAAACCCUUCUGCCUCAUCAUUCGUCAUCCAACGUAAACCCGUCGGUGGGCAGUCUCGAAGGAGCAGUGUCCAGAGCCAGAAGAGCACCGCCACCCACGAGAGGAGACUCUCAGGAACCACCAUGGGCACCAUGGCUACGCCCACUCUAGCAUACUUGCCAGAAAACUCGCCGAUUGCCGUUGAUCAGAUGCUUGAGAAGCCCACCAUCCAGCGAUCGCGCACGUCCGGCACAUUGUCGCCUGCCCGUGUGCUUUCACGUCUCCCAUCGCCGUCGCGCAAUCGGGCCAACACUGCCCCAACCUCUCGCCCAGGAAGUCUUCGCCGUACAAAGACUGACGUAGAUGAUGCCAUCCGCGAAUUGAACACUAUAAUCGAAGAGCGCCGUGCCAGCGCUUACCGCUCCCACGCCCAUUCACCCGCACUCAUCAAUCGCCCUCCACCCUCUCCAUCUCACCACGUGCCUUACAUCGCGCCGUCCAUGCGUAUGCACGUCCGCUCUGAGACCCUCUCGGACAUCGGCUCUGCCUUCUCAGCUCCCCUGGGCUUCAAGCCACUCGCCGCCACCCCAGAAGCUACCGCGCCUCGACGAGCAACGAUGGGACUCACACUCUCCCCACCAUCCUUCGCUCACACCGGCCCCUUGACCUCGAACCCCAUCACGCCGCCACCACCCGCUACACCCACCACACCCAUCGCCCGCCUAGGAGCCUGGCUCAAGCGCUCAACCUCCACCCUAGCCUCUUCCUCGCGUCCCACGACGCCAAAAACAGCAGACUCUUUCUACCAAUGCUCGCCCUACCCCGCCCUCCCUACCUCAACAUCCCGACCCUCAACCUCCGGCUCCCGCACCUUACACACACGACAGGAAAGCCAGGAAAGCAACGGCACAGCUACCGUAACGCUCUUCUCUACUACAUCCUACACCUCCACGCGCUCCACCUCGCCUACACCAACAAUCCACUCUCUCGCCUCCACCGUCGCUACUUGCUCGCCGCCCCGCAAACUCCGCCGCGUACCUGCUCCUUUGACGCUUGUGAAGGAGAAGGAGAUCGCUGCUGAGGCUGGUCUCUUGAGCGCGACAACAAGGAAGAGCGGUGUCAUGAAUGUGAAGCCACCUAUGAGUCCUCACUUUGACUUGCUCAAGGGUAUGGAGAUUAGUGCUAAAGACGUUGGCAUUAAUGGUAGGGCAAGUGCGAUGGUCAUGAGUCCAGGGGCCGUUGGUGUUGCCUUCUAA